ACUAGUUAAGGGAUGCACCUUGUCGUAGUUUUCUGAAAAGAAUCUGAAGGUCUUAACGGCAAAACAACGAUGGGAGCUGAAAUUGAGUCGCAGGAAAAAUUCACAAAAGAGAGGCCAAAGACUACUCUCACACAGGAACAGUUCCUUUCAUGGAAACGCCAAAAGGAUGCUGCUGUAUCAGCCAGCUUGGUUGAAGUAUCCAGGAAACGUGCAGAAGAUAUUGCUGCAGGAACAGUGCAAAUGAAUGGCCGGGAGUUGUUUGCACAUGAGCCAUGGGUGUUUGACAACUCACGAUAUUGAUGUUGCUUUUUCAUUUAGCUCAUAAGAUCUGUGGUCAUGCUCUGAAGACUUUUGUUGUGAAGUAAGUAUUUUUAUUUAUGCUUUUUCUGGGAUGAGGCUCAUCAAUUACAUCUCAUUUUCUUUUUAUAUAAGUAUUCUAUUGGUAAGGGUCAAAAUCAUUUUUCGGUAGCGAUAUAUUUUGGAAAUAUGAAGUUUGUGCCUUUGGCUAAGGAGAAAAUGAAAAGAUGUUUAUAUACGUGGGAAUGUUAGAUUUAUUUCACAUUAAAUACUUUGUGAAUUAUAAGCAGCCCCGGAACAUUAAAAUUUAUUGUUCAUCUGAAUUUCAUCUGACAUUUCAAAGUAGGCGGGCAUUUUAGAAUUU
Messenger RNA from Vigna radiata var. radiata (mung bean), 661 nucleotides. RefSeq names its product zinc finger CCCH domain-containing protein 15 homolog. Lineage: Eukaryota; Viridiplantae; Streptophyta; Magnoliopsida; Fabales; Fabaceae. The record is from RefSeq and is a predicted model, not a curated record. The transcript is spliced from 2 exons. Bases 70 to 300 code for a protein of 76 amino acids.